CCCGACUUCAAAGGCACCAUACUCAACGUGCAAAACAGUCAUUGAGCAAAGAGCCUCUCGGUCAUGGAUCUUGCCCUCCGUCUAGCCGAUGACUACAUCCUCGACAAGGCUUGGGCGUAUCUCAUCCCUGUUUCUGCCUUCGCGGGGAAUGUAGACGCGAAUUUGCUCGGCUCGGCCUCGUCUCUCAACGCCUCCUAUCCACUACUUUCCGCAGGUUCCUCAUCGAGCUCGACAUGGUCACAUCUCAUUUCGUACCUCCCGCACCCACCUCUAUCUGACGAGCUCCUCCUAUCGCCCGCUAUCUCUAACAUGCCACCUGUCUCCGCAUGGCCGCGCGAUUACAUCCCAAGGCAAAUGAUCUCGCUCACCGUGUUCACGCUUGUCGGGAUACAUAUCCUGUACUUCCUCUUCGCGUGGCUCUCUUUCCGCUUCAUCUUCAACCACGAGAUGAUGAAGCACCCAAAAUUUUUGAAGAACCAGAUCAGGCGGGAGAUUAUUUGCAGUCUAAAAUCCUUCCCGGGUAUGACGCUUUUGACUCUCCCUUGUUUCCUUGCGGAAGUGCGCGGGCACUCAAUGUUGUACGAGAAUGUUGAGGACUACGGUUGGGGCUAUUUCUUCUUCUCUAUGUUAUUCUUCCUGGCGUUUACGGACUACGGCAUCUAUUGGAUCCAUCGGUGGGAACACAAUCCUAUGUGGUACAAGUGGCUACAUAAGCCGCAUCACAAAUGGCUUAUUCCUACACCUUUCGCUUCAUAUGCUUUUCACCCUCUCGACGGAUUCCUCCAGUCAAUGCCGUACCAUCUCUUCAUCUUCGUUUUCCCGCUCCACCAAAAGCUGUACCUUGGCCUAUUCGUCUUCGUGAAUUUCUGGACUAUCCUCAUCCAUGACUCUGAUAUGAUCACCGACCACCCCCUGGAGAAAAUUAUCAACGGUCCAGCGCAUCAUACAUUGCAUCACCUAUAUUUCACUGUCAACUACGGACAGUAUUUCACCUUUUCCGAUCGGUGGGGUGGCUCAUACCGUCAGCCGCUGUCCGAGCUUGACCCAUUGCUGGAGGUCAAGAGGCUCGAGGCGGAAAAGCAAAAGAAAGCGCUUGGCAAGGACGCAUAGACUUUGGUUUUUACUUUACGCGCUUCGUCUAUGUCUCUGGGUCUCCGAGCUGUGUGUGCUUCUUUUGUAAGAUACCCUGCCUCUUACAUGGGGAAAAG
Molecule: messenger RNA, 1208 nt
Organism: Phanerochaete carnosa HHB-10118-sp
Lineage: Eukaryota; Fungi; Basidiomycota; Agaricomycetes; Polyporales; Phanerochaetaceae
Exons: 4
Coding region: 64-1110 (348 amino acids)
Biological process (GO): lipid biosynthetic process
Molecular function (GO): iron ion binding; oxidoreductase activity
Source: RefSeq, a predicted model, not a curated record